AUGUCUUUUCCCUCUGCCGGUCGUGUGCUGAUGAAUUACUGCUUUGACUCUCGGAGUCCUGCCUGCGAGCAACUGCCAGUCCCAAACACUGAUGGCCACUGGUCCUUUUGUUGCGAUCCCCAACAGCCACUCGUCUUAGUAACUUCCACUGCAGCUUCUCAAAGAACAUCGUCCUCCCUUCUUCUUCCUCUUCCCUCUCCUCAGGCUUCAUUCACUCUCUUCCUACCUUUGGUCGCGAGCUUUCCUCUCCCCUUGCAUUGCUUGACUCGUAAUCAGCAAACUCCGCCCUUAUCAUCAAUUGACUCCAAAUUCACCCCUAUCGAUACGCCACUUGCCCGGUUAUCUUUCCGGCUUAUCCACCCGCCGCCCUCAGACGGAUUGUUUGCGAGAGUGCACCCGAUCCCAGCACUCAAACAGCUCGCAGACCACCCAGAGAGCCUGCGCAUAGCUUCGUCUGCUCUCCUCAGUCGGCAUCUCCCCUCGUCCCCACCAAGGUUGGACCUCAGGAACAUCUCGCCACAUCCCACCUCGCCCGCGACUGUUUCACCUCUUUCUCCCUCUCUCAUCGCCCUCCAAGGUCAAACCAUCUACUUUUUAUUCUUAUUUUCUAGCUACCGAGAGCUUUCUCCGCGCAUAUUCCACCCUUCGCUCCUUGCUUAA
Molecule: messenger RNA, 660 nt
Organism: Aspergillus puulaauensis
Lineage: Eukaryota; Fungi; Ascomycota; Eurotiomycetes; Eurotiales; Aspergillaceae
Exons: 4
Coding region: 1-660 (219 amino acids)
Source: RefSeq, a predicted model, not a curated record